This is a messenger RNA of Penicillium canariense, 1410 nucleotides long. Its product is annotated as cytochrome P450. Gene Ontology annotation, molecular function: oxidoreductase activity, acting on paired donors, with incorporation or reduction of molecular oxygen; monooxygenase activity; heme binding. The coding region runs from base 1 to 1410 and encodes 469 amino acids. Lineage: Eukaryota; Fungi; Ascomycota; Eurotiomycetes; Eurotiales; Aspergillaceae. The transcript has 4 exons. The record is from RefSeq and is a predicted model, not a curated record.
AUGAGAGUAGACCAGAUUUAUUUGUAUGCGUUUUGUCUCUUCAGUUUGCUGUACAUUUGUGCCGUCUUAUUUUAUCGGCUGGUAUUGAGCCCCUUGGCCAAAUUUCCGGGUCCUCGCCUGGCAGCCGCCAGUCGCCUUUACGAGAUUUACUUCCAAAUCAUUAAAGGGGGUACAUUCACCUGGCAUAUCAACGACCUCCAUGACAAAUAUGGCCCUGUGGUACGCAUUACUCCGUGGGAGAUACACAUCAAAGACCCCGAAUACUAUAACACCGUCUACGCCGGCCCGGGAAAACACCGCAAUAAGGAUCCUUUUUUUAGCUUCAUUGGAUAUCCUAAGUCAAUCUUCUCUCUCAGCUGUUACGAUUCUCACCGGCGCUGGAGGAAAAUUUUGGGACAUUUCCUUAAAAAAGGCGCCGUUCUUGAAUUAGAGCCAGUUAUCAAGGAAAAUACUCAAAAACUGUGCGAGCACUUUUCCGCGGCGGUCAGGGGUAAAAUGGUGCUAGAGUUGAACGCUGCAUUUCACUGCUUCACUAGCGAUACCCUCUCUCAACAUGCCUUCGGGCAGAACCUCUCCUUUGGUUACCUAGACCAGCGGACACUUUCGGACAGUUGGAAGACAAAAGUAAACACCAUGUUUGAAUUCUGUCGGUUGGUUCGACAUUUCCACUUUCUCGGAGACAUAGCACAUUUAAUCCCAAACGUGGUUUCGUUAGCGGUUACUGGAUUUAAUGAUGUCUAUGCAAUGGAACAGGCUACUAGGUCUCGAAUUCAGCCGCUGAUUGACGAGUUUGAUCAACGGGAGGCGGAGGCUCAGUCAGCUAGUCGCAUCAUCGAAAAGCCUUUCGAGAUGCCAAAGGCUAUAUAUCCUGCAAUCCUAGCGAAUCCCGAUAUUCCUCUGCUUGAAAAGAGCCAAUCUCGGUUGGAGGACGAUGCAAUAUUUCUCAUGUUUGCUGGCACGGAUGCUCCGUCGCAGACUAUUGCCAUCACUAUGUUCCAUAUUCUAAACAACCCUAGGGUAUACCAAACGCUGAAAAAUGAGCUCCUUGCUGCUAUUCCGGAUGUGGAAACGGUUCCAUCUCUUUAUGAGCUGGAGAAGAUCUCCUAUCUAAGCGCAACUAUUAGAGAGGGCCUACGCCUUUCGUCUGUCGUGACAACUCGACUUCCUCGCUCAGCACCGGAUCAGAUCUUGCAGUAUCAGCAGUGGGAAAUUCCAGCUGGGACGUUUGUCUCAAUGUCUACCUACUUUAUUCUAAGGGAUCCAAAUAUCUUCCCUGAGCCUGAGAAGUUCACCCCCGAGCGCUGGCUACUGGAGCCAGAUGAGCUGCUACAGCUCGAGAGAUAUCUCGUGCCAGCAUCCAAAGGAACACUGGGUUGUCCAGGGCAAAAGUACGAUUCCCUAACGCCAUGA